Molecule: messenger RNA, 2082 nt
Organism: Elephantulus edwardii (Cape elephant shrew)
Lineage: Eukaryota; Metazoa; Chordata; Mammalia; Macroscelidea; Macroscelididae
Exons: 6
Coding region: 1-2082 (693 amino acids)
Biological process (GO): base-excision repair
Molecular function (GO): alkylbase DNA N-glycosylase activity; DNA binding
Source: RefSeq, a predicted model, not a curated record
AUGCUGCCAGUGGUCUGGACGGAAGGGUCUGGGGAGGUGCUCCAGGCGCCUGCGUUUGGUGUUGACAGAUGGGGGCAGGGGCUGAGGCCGGAAGGCAGGUCCACUCCCCCAGCCUGGGUGGCCCUCCUCUUGCUAGAUACUCUUCUCUCAGUUGAUCCCGGAAAGUUCCACCCUCUAAACUGGAGUUUCAACCAGGAGACGCCGCCCGCUGCGGCCGGAAGGGAAACGGGGGGGGGGGGGGUGGUGUUGAGGGGUGCCAGCAAUGUUGGGACAUCCCCCGGCUCCGAUCCCUCCCGCUGCCCAGGACCCUCAGCUGUUGGGCGGGGGCAGGAGCCGAGCUGUCCGGCCCGGUCAGGCCGCUGGGACGUGCUAAUCCGGCCAAAGGCUAUUUUUGCGGCGCGCCGGUCCGGGAGGAAUCCAGCGAGGCUGGGCCGCCUCCGCGGGCUGCUGGGGAACUCCAGGAGGAAAGUCUGCGCUGGCCGGGUGGGGACUCGCCGCAGUUCGUACCCCGGAUCCUGGCCCGGACCCCAGGCCCAGUCCCAGACCCCCGAUCUCCGACCCCGGGCCCAGGAUUCUGAAUCUUGGAUCUCGGACCCGGCCCAGCCCUCUGCGCUCGGAGCCACCUCGGGACCGCGCGGGGCGGAGGACCGGCCCCGCGCGGAGAGGGUGCAGCCCCGGAUCCCGCUCGGCCGCCCGCCCCGCAGAGUCUCGCCGCACACUCACCGCCGCCGCCGGGGGUCUUGGAUCCUGGGAGGGGCCGCCGCCGGCCGGGAGGGCGCCCGCGCCGAGUCCCCGCCCGCGCUCCCGUCCGCCCGCCCGGGAAUGCCAUGGAGCGAGGGGCGUGCGCGCCGGGGGCGGGCCCGGCCGGAGGGGGCGGCCUCGCUGACUCAAGAUUCAGGAAUGCGGGAGGGCGCACCCCCCAACCCCUGUCACCACCUCGAAGAAGGCUGCCGGCCUGCAGUGGAGGGACCCACAGGUCCACCUGUAGCUGGGGCGGGGAUCACCUGGGAGGAAAGACUGGCCUGUGAACACAGGUACGAGAAGAGGGUUCGAGGUGGCCAACAUCCUCGACAGAGGAGUCAGCGGGCCGCCCACGCCCUCCCUCCAGACUGCGCAGGCGCAGGCCUCAUCCUCGACAAGGCGGCACUUCCGGGCUUGAGGUCGUGGCAGGACGUCUACCGGUGUGUGUUUAGGGGACCGUUCAGGAGUGGGCUCCCCCCUUGGAUUGCCACCCGCCCGAGCCACCUGAUGCCCGCGCGUGGUGGUGCCCAGCUUUUUCGCAAGAUCAGGCAAAAGAAGCAGCGGCUGAUGGCAGCUCAGAGGAGCCAGAGCCCAUCCAAGGAGGCAGGGACACUUCUCCACAAGAAGACCCACCUGGGGUCACCAGCCACUGUGGGCCCCCAGCGCAGCAUCUACUUCUUGAGUCCACAAGAGUUCCCUGCCCGACUGGGACCUGAGUUUUUCGACCAGCCGGGGAUCACUCUGGCACAGGCAUUCCUGGGACAGGUACUGGUGAGGCGGCUGGACGAUGGCACAGAGCUGCGAGGCCGCAUCGUGGAGACUGAGGCGUACCUGGGCCCUGAGGACGAGGCAGCUCACUCAAGAGGUGGCCGGCAGACAACCCGGAACCGUGGAAUGUUCAUGAAGCCAGGCACCCUGUACGUGUACAUCAUCUAUGGCAUGUACUUCUGCCUCAAUGUCUCCAGUCAGGGAGAGGGGGCAUGUGUCCUGCUUCGAGCACUGGAGCCCCUUGGGGGUCUGGAGAGCAUGCGACAGCUGAGAACCACCCUAGGGAAAGGCACCUCUGGCCGGGCCCUCAAGGAUCGGGAGCUCUGCAAUGGACCCUCCAAGCUGUGCCAGGCGCUGGCCAUCGACAAGACCUUCGACCAGCGGGACCUGGCCACGGACGGGGCAGUGUGGAUGGAGCACGGCCCCCCGGGACCUGAGCCAGCUGUGGUGGCUGCAGCCCGGGUGGGCAUUGGCCGUGCAGGAGAAUGGACCCAGAAGCCCCUGCGUUUCUACAUGCGGGGCAGCCCCUUUGUCAGCGUGGUGGACAAGACAGCUGAGCAGAUGCAGACAUGA